GAAAGGCAAGCUCUUGCUGUCAUUUCCCCUUCCAAACAUCCCUGAGCCACCAAAGAAGUAUUCCAUGGAUCAAAGUAAGGAAGGUUCCAAGACAACCGAGGGUGCAACACUGCAGCAGGUGCUAAAGAAGUGGAAGAAGCUCGCUGCUGCACCGAAGGACAACAGCAAGAAGAGCAUUAAGUUCCUGAAGAAGACGCUCUCCUUCUCCAACGCCUGGGCGCAGUCCACCGGUGUCCCCAAGGGGUUCCUUGCAGUAUGCGUGGGAGAGGAGAUGAAGAGGUUCGUCAUCCCGACCGACUUCCUGCAUCACAAGGCCUUCCAAGUCCUGCUUAGAGAAGCGGAGGAGGAGUACGGGUUCCGACAGGAAGGUGUGCUGAGGAUACCGUGCCAGGUUGCUGCAUUCGAGAGGAUACUGGAGAUGGUGCAGAAGAAGAAGAAGGAAGGGUUCUGCUACAUCAGUCCGGAGGUUGAGGCUGAGAUGGCGAUGUACCAUCUCCAUCUCCCUCACAAAAUGAUGUGCAGAUGAACAGUAGAAUUCACAGGAAACAAGAUCUCAUUUGCUUGUUUUCUUGAACUCCUCCAUGGAGCUUGUAUUUGAGUAGCUUGAGUUGUAAUAAUCAUGGAGAGCGUUGUAGUUUCCGAACAAGAUAGAGGUUGGCACAAAGGAAGCGAUGUGUGUAUCAUAUGAUGCUUUGCUGAGAGAACAUGA
Molecule: messenger RNA, 709 nt
Organism: Musa acuminata AAA Group (dessert banana)
Lineage: Eukaryota; Viridiplantae; Streptophyta; Magnoliopsida; Zingiberales; Musaceae
Product: auxin-responsive protein SAUR71-like
Exons: 1
Coding region: 65-526 (153 amino acids)
Biological process (GO): response to auxin
Source: RefSeq, a predicted model, not a curated record